Molecule: messenger RNA, 1888 nt
Organism: Ectocarpus sp. CCAP 1310/34
Lineage: Eukaryota; Phaeophyceae; Ectocarpales; Ectocarpaceae
Source: the annotation of a GenBank genome assembly
AUGAGUUGCACUGCGUGUGCUCUGUCUCGCAGCAGAACGACAGCCAUCGCAGCACAAUAAGGACAGUUAAUCGAUAUAUUGGGACCAUGGCGCUACCUUCCCCAAAAGUCACGAAGCUUCCAGUUCUGCAGCAGGACGCGUGGGUCGAACGCCUGCGAGCCGCGCUGCCUCCAACGUCUAGCUGGCGAUCGUUCUACAGCUCGUUGGCUGGCGGCAUCGUCACAGACAGCGCCUUGAUGCUCCUCCCGAUCGACGACCACAUGGUCCAUAGAGGUCACGCAGUUUUUGACACGUGCAACGUGCACAACGACCGCGCCUACGGUCUCCACUUCCACCUGGAUCGGCUCUUGAAGAGUGCAGCCACCGCUCGCAUCGAGCACAGCUACACGAAGGAAGUCUUGCGAGACAUCGUUCUCGCUACUAUCGCCGCCGGCGGGCGGUCCAAGAAAGGAAUGGACGCUUUCGCAAAGUUCUGGCUCAGCGCGGGGAGAGGUGACUUCAUGGUUUCCCCGCGAGGCUGUGGAGAUGCGAUAUUUUAUGUCGUGGUGACUGACUUCCCCGGACACCCGUCGGAAGGGAUCGAGGAGUGGGUCGUGAAAGUCCCCAUGAAGACCGGGCUCAUGGCCUCUUGCAAAACGAAUAACUACCUUUUGAACGCGCUCGCGGCGAUGGAAUCUCAGGACAAGGGCGGCAUGGAGGGCAUCUGGGUCAACGAUGCUGGAAAUGUGGCGGAGACCUGCAUGGGGAAUGUUGCGAUAGUGGACCAGGAGGGCGUACUCAGAAGCCCUCACUACGACGGCUCGAUCCUGGCCGGCACGACGUUGCUGCGUGUUUUCGCUUUCGCGCCCCAGCUCAUACAGGACGGGCUGCUGACGUCGUUCAAGUUCGACGUCGUUCGUGCUAGCGAGCUCGAAGAAGCCAAAGAAAUACUGCUCUGUGGUGGCGGUGGGGUAACCCCGGUGGUGUCGAUCAACGGGAUCACGGUCGGCCGGGUAAAGAAGGAAACGAUCGGGGACGGAACCGCCGAAGAAACCAGCAAGACUGAAGCUGCAAAACCGGGACCGGUGUUCUGGGCUUUGCGGAAGCUGCUCGCCGCAGACAUGGAGGGUGCUGAGUUCACCGACGCCGUCCCGUACGAGCUAUACGAAGACUAAACAAAUCGAGACCGAGUCGUCGUUGGGGUGGUGUGGAGCGAGAGUGAAACACGUUCUUGCGUUCAAGUUCGCCACAGCAUCCCUGCUAUGGCAUGAUGUACAAAGUGCUUUGCUUUUCGUUGUUCACGCUUGUUUGAAAUCAUUUCGAUGGCACGGAGGAGCCGGCUUUCACCUUUGUGUUCGCGAUUUGCAUGUUCUGCUGGGAGCGAAAGCUUCCCGAAAGUUGUGUUUGAUGUGUUCUGCGUUUUGCUGGGAGUUAAAGGUUCCCGGAAAUUGUGUUUGAUUCGUUCCUUCAGGUUGAGACAUUCCCUAGUCCGCUGUAUUCUGCACAUUGCGUCCCCGUCUUUUCCCUGUUGGUGCGUGGAAUGUAAGUUAAACCUAAUUGUGAAUGGUGGCUAGCAAAACUUUGGGAGGCCGGGGUAGUAUACGCUGGGGCGAGGAUAAACAACCCUUGAAAAUGCACAAAGGGUAUUGCACGAGUUCACCGAGGUGGCGUGGACUGUCUGCACGGCAGUCUCUGAACUUCGAGAGUGUCCCACAGGGAAGUACCCCCAUGUUCUGCUCGGGAAUCGUAGAAAUACAGGUUGGAUUCGGUUCUAAUCUGUCCCGAACCAUUUUGCUGUGGAAGAGAUGGAUUGUUAUGUUUUAUUGUAAAAACACAAAAAGAAGUAGGAGGAACGAAGUAAGAAAGACAAAUGGAAACAUGAAAGAAGAAGGAAGAGGUGGCUUGGAGA